UGAUUCUGCUGAAUAAAGGUUUGUUUUAAGAAUUUAAGCUGUUUUGAUCGACAGAAACAGUUUUGUAGUUUUAAUAGUUUUAUCAGCGAUGUGAAAUGAGUUUAUUUACUAUUUAAUGUAACAUUGUGAUUCUUUAUCUAUCUGUAAUGAAGGAUAUUUGUGUGAGUAAAACUCAUAUCCACUGAUGAGAAACAGUAAACCUGCGUCUCAUUUCUCUCUAUAUAUAUCAUAAAUCAGUUUAUCAUGAACACGAGUUCAGUCUCUGGAGAGUCAUGAUGGAGAAACGGAACUUUUCAACUCCGAGUCAAUUGAAUCAAACACUUUGAGAAAUGAUUCAGUGAAUCGCGACUCGUGCUGCUCCAACAGUGAACAUGAACAAGAACAACAAACACUAACAAACUAACUAAUCACGUUUUCAUCAAAGAGUAAUCAUUUAAAUAUAAUCUAUAAUCCUUUAAAUACCAAAUGUAGAUCAUAAAUGUCUAAAUAUUAAGUUUAUUAAUUUGCAGCGUUAGUUUUGGGUCAUUGAAGACUUAGAACUUUAAUUCUCUUCUUAAAGAUGGCGUUUAUUAAAGAGGAGACUGAAUACAUGAAGAUGAUUGAGUUUAUUAAAGAGGAAAGUGAAGAUAUGAAGAUAAUUAUUAAAGAUGAGUCUGAAGACAUGAAGAUUGAAGAAACAUUCAGUGUGAAACAUGAAGAAACUGAGGAACAAACAGACCUAAUGUCACUGAAAGAAGUGAGUCAUGAACCUAAUGAAAGGGAAGAAGAGAAAGAAUAUUAUGAUGAACGUCAUGAUUUCAUGAAUGGAGAAAGAUCAACACAGGUUUCCCCACAAAAAGGAGUUCAAAAGACAGGAACUAAGAGUUUCACACACAAAAAACACCUUAAAGUCCACAUGAGAAUUCACACUGGAGGGAAACCAUUCACCUGCCAGCAAUGUGGAAAGAGUUUCAGUCAUAAAGGAAGCCUUAAAAUCCACAUGAGAAUCCAUACUAGAGAAAAGCCUUUCACCUGCCAACAGUGUGGACAGAGUUUCAGUCAUAAAGGAAGCCUUAUAGGCCACAUGAGAAUUCACACUGGAGAAACGCCAUAUAUCUGCCGACAAUGUGGACAGAGUUUCAGUCAAAAGGGAAGCCUUAAAAUCCACAUGAGAAUCCAUACUAGAGAAAAGCCUUUCACCUGCAAACAAUGUGGGAAGAGUUUCAGUCAUAAAGGAAGCCUUACAGCCCACAUGAAAAUUCACACUGGAGAAAAGCUUUACACCUGUCAAGAGUGUGGAAAGAAUUUCAGUAAUAAAGGAAAACUUGAAAUUCACAUGAGAAUUCACACUGGAGAAAAGCCUUACACCUGCCAAGAGUGUGGAAAGAGUUUCAGUGAGAAAGGAAACCUUACAGUCCACAUGAGAAUUCACACUGGAGAAAAGCCUUACACCUGCCAACAGUGUGGAAAGAGUUUCAGUCGAAAAGGACACCUUAUAGACCACAUGAGCACUCACACUGGAGAAAAGCCUUACACCUGCACUCUGUGCGGGAAUGGCUUCACACGGGAAGGAAGCCUUAGGGAACACAGGAGAAUUCACAUUAAAGAGAAGCCAUUUACAUGUGAUCAGUGUGGAAAGAGUUUCAUAUAUAAAGAUUUCAAAGGAGCCACAGAAUUCAAAACAUCAGAACAUGAAGAGUUAAACUGGAUACUCAACUCCUCAGGUCCCAUACCAGAACAAGGACUGAAAAACAUCUAGCA
Molecule: messenger RNA, 1740 nt
Organism: Megalobrama amblycephala (Wuchang bream)
Lineage: Eukaryota; Metazoa; Chordata; Actinopteri; Cypriniformes; Xenocyprididae
Product: gastrula zinc finger protein XlCGF8.2DB-like
Exons: 3
Coding region: 560-1738 (392 amino acids)
Biological process (GO): central nervous system development; regulation of transcription by RNA polymerase II
Cellular component (GO): nucleus
Molecular function (GO): RNA polymerase II cis-regulatory region sequence-specific DNA binding; DNA-binding transcription factor activity, RNA polymerase II-specific
Source: RefSeq, a predicted model, not a curated record